AUGAAUGCACAGAAGGCACGCGUUGCAUGUAUGUCAAAUAAGUUUAAAAACAUAAGAGAAAUAAGUGAAGAUACAUAUCAACUGAUGCUCAAAGAUAGAUUUUAUAGAUGUGAAACAUGUUUACAAGAGGCAUUCUUUACUUUAGAUAACGCAAAAUACUGGUAUUUGGUUUUCAUUUAUGAUUUUAUGUAUAAAUGCAUGGAUGUUAAUCGUUUUCAUUUCAUUGAAGGUGAUACUGAUUCAUCUUAUUGGGCUAUUGCUGGCGAUCCAAAUCUUCCUAACACUCAAGCAUUUCAAGCAAUUGUUACCGAUAAACAAUUUUAUGAUAAAAACAUUUUCAAAUUCGCACCAUUUGAUUUCUUUUGUUUUGAUGAGAAAUUUAAACCUAAAUUAAAGAAUAAAGCUGAAGAAAAAGCACAUGAGAAAAAAUUAUUGGGUUUAGCAAUUGAGAAACAAGGUGAUAACAUGGUUGCUUUAUGCCCCAAGUGUUAUACAUCAUUCAACGGUUCAAUUGAUGGAAGUGAUUUUAAAAAGAUUGCGCAAAAAAUGAAAGGAGUUAGUUUACGACAAAAUAAACAAUUAACACCUAAAAAUUAUUUAGAUAUAAUAAAUGAUAAAGUGAUAUUUGAUGGUCAGAAUAUUAAUUUACAACUUAAAAACGGGGUAAUGACUCGCUUAACAAUUGGUAAGACUGUAUUAACAGGAGCACACACUAAGGCUGUAUGUUGUGAAAAUGGAUGUUGUAUGCCAUUUAUUUAA
Messenger RNA from Trichomonas vaginalis G3, 759 nucleotides. RefSeq lists its product as uncharacterized. The record is from RefSeq and is a predicted model, not a curated record. Lineage: Eukaryota; Parabasalia; Trichomonadida; Trichomonadidae. The transcript has a single exon. The coding region runs from base 1 to 759 and encodes 252 amino acids.